CUCUGUGGUUACUCAGACUCUGGUGACAACAGGAACAGCAGAUAUGCCAUCUUCACUUCUCUUAGAGGUCCCAGCAAUGGCUGAAUUCAGUAAGACUUGUGCCGAACUCAAAGACUGGCUCACCCUUCUUGACCGUGUGAUAAAGGCACAAAUUGUGACAGUAGGAGAUGUGGAAGAAAUUAAUGAUAUGAUUAUGAAACAAAAGGUAACUCUACAGGAGUUAGAAAAAAAGCAUCCUCAUUUGGUAGAACUCGAAACUGCAGCACAAAAUCUGAAAAACAAAACAAGCAACCCAGAAGCUCGAGCAGUGGUAUCAGAUCGCAUUGAUAAAAUGCAAAACCAGUGGGAGGAAGUACAGUGUCACCUCCAAAAUCGAAGACAGCAGCUACAGGAAAUGCUUAACGAUUCUGUCCAGUGGAUAGAAGCUCGUCAUGAGGCAGAACAGGUGUUGGAGAAAGCAAAAGGAAGGAUUGAAUCUUGGAAAGAAAUUUCAUAUACCGUUGAAGCACUAAAGAAGCAAAAUACUGACCUUAAGCAAUUUUCCAAAGAACUUCGUCAGUGGCAGAUAAAUGUUGAUGUGGUAAAUGAUUUGGCCUUCAAGCUUCUGCGGGACUAUUCUGCUGAUGACACCAGAAAAGUGGAGCUAAUGAAAGACAACAUUAAUUUAACAUGGACAAGGAUUAAUAAAAGGGUCCCCAUCUUUAGCUUUGCACAUGCAACUGGGGACAACCAUUAUUCACAAUGGCCAGCCCUAGUACCCACGCCUGAAUUCCUACAUGAGAGGAACAUGGAAGAGGCAAAACACUAUGCCAGCCCUAGGCAGGAUGAUGAGUAUGAACUGGACUUUCCACAUGUCUGCACAGCUUAA
Nanorana parkeri is the source of this 868-nucleotide messenger RNA. RefSeq names its product dystrophin-like. NCBI's taxonomy places the organism in Eukaryota, Metazoa, Chordata, Amphibia, Anura, Dicroglossidae. Gene Ontology annotation, biological process: synaptic signaling. The transcript has 6 exons. Bases 44 to 868 code for a protein of 274 amino acids. The record is from RefSeq and is a predicted model, not a curated record. Gene Ontology annotation, molecular function: protein binding. Gene Ontology annotation, cellular component: plasma membrane.